Messenger RNA from Seriola dumerili (greater amberjack), 1625 nucleotides. It is a transcript of the gene tfb1m, whose product is annotated as transcription factor B1, mitochondrial. The record is from RefSeq and is a predicted model, not a curated record. NCBI's taxonomy places the organism in Eukaryota, Metazoa, Chordata, Actinopteri, Carangiformes, Carangidae. Gene Ontology annotation, biological process: rRNA methylation; transcription initiation at mitochondrial promoter. Bases 50 to 1123 code for a protein of 357 amino acids. Gene Ontology annotation, cellular component: mitochondrial matrix. The transcript is spliced from 8 exons. Gene Ontology annotation, molecular function: rRNA (adenine-N6,N6-)-dimethyltransferase activity; mitochondrial transcription factor activity.
AAAUGUUAGUGAGGAAAACGGUACUGGUGAGCAACAGUUCACCUGAACAAUGUCUGCCUCAGGGAAACUGGCAUCUUUCCGUUUGCCUCCCUUGCCUACUGUAGGUGAGCUGAUAAAGUUGUACAACCUGAGAGCUGAGAAACAGCUGUCCCAGAACUUUCUGCUGGACUUGAGGCUCACGGACAAAAUAGUGCGUCAGGCAGGAAAUUUGAGGGAUGCCCAUGUGUGUGAGGUGGGUCCUGGUCCCGGGGGGCUGACCCGCUCCAUCCUCAAUGCUGGUGCGGGGGACCUGGUUGUGGUGGAGAAAGAUACACGCUUCAUCCCUGGGCUAAAGCUGUUGUCUGAGGCAGCACCGGGGAGGUUGAGGAUUGUCCACGGGGACAUACUCACUUACAGAAUGGACCGAGGAUUCCCAGUAAAUGUCUCUAAGCCAUGGGAGGAAGAUCCACCAAACCUGCACAUCAUAGGGAAUCUCCCGUUCAGCGUCUCAACCCCCCUCAUCAUUAAGUGGAUGGAAAACAUAGCCAAUAGGACGGGGCCCUUCGCCUAUGGACGCACCCGACUCACACUCACUUUCCAGAAGGAGGUAGCAGAGAGGUUGACGGCCAGCACAGGCAGCAAACAGAGGAGCCGCCUGUCCAUCAUGGCUCAGUAUCUCUGCACUGUCCACAACUGCUUCACCAUCCCUGGACGGGCGUUUGUUCCCAAACCAGAGGUGGACGUGGGAGUGGUUCACUUCACCCCUCUGGUUCAGCCCCAGAUUCAGCAGCCCUUCAAGCUGGUGGAGAGAGUCGUAAGAAACAUAUUCCAGUUCCGCAGGAAGUACUGCCAUAAAGGAGUAGAAAAGUUGUUCCCGGCGGCGUGUCGUAUUGAGCUGACACAGGAGAUGAUGCAGAAGGCAGAUGUGGACCCCACUCUGCGCCCUACAGAACUCACCAUACCGCAGAUCAGGGCUUUAGUGAAUGCCUACGCUCAUCUCUGUGCCUAUGAACCCAGUCUCCUCAGCUAUGAGUACAGAGAGGAGCUCAGAAUGAAGCACCUCGAAAGGCAGGGAAAAACACCAAUGGACACACAUAUGGAGAAGUCAACCAGCACACCACCAAGCCCUCUGCAGCCGUGCUGAAAAAAAGAAACCAAGAGAAUCCCACUAAUAGUCUCUGUUAGCACAGGGAGACAACAGACUGCUCUUAGCUUUGACAUUUCCACCUGGCAUAAGCAUGCAUUUUUACAACGUUUUUCCCUGUGCUCAGGGAGCAAUAGUUACCUAUUGGUAUACAUGCAAUCCUGGGACAGAGACAAGAACCAGAAGGCACAUAAAGAAUCCUGAGUGGAUUGGAGCAGCUCCAAACCCUUGUUCCAAGAUGGGACAACUCAGAGUAGAGUUGUGUGUUUUUGGCAGAGUAAAGAAAGCAUGCUAGUUACCCACAAUAGCUUUUUAAGAGUGAAUGUCUCUUUAUGUCCCAGUUCUUAUUCAGAUCCAGCUCUCAUAACACCUUGUCCUGUGGGACCUGAAAGAAACAUCAGUGUUUUCAGGGUGAUUUAGAGAAGGAGAACAACAUGGCAGCACCAUAUCCAGGCCAAUUUUUCCUUUCGUUUUGUACUGUAUUGCUUAGUCACUUGGGAGA